Messenger RNA from Mercenaria mercenaria, 3578 nucleotides. RefSeq lists its product as uncharacterized. Bases 56 to 325 code for a protein of 89 amino acids. The transcript has 3 exons. The record is from RefSeq and is a predicted model, not a curated record. Lineage: Eukaryota; Metazoa; Mollusca; Bivalvia; Venerida; Veneridae.
AAACAGUUUCCUGUGGUAUUUCAGACAACUAGUGAGAAGCCCGCUAUAGUCACUGAUGCUGGCGAUAACCAGGAGAGAAAGAAGACAAAAAAGAAGAGCCAAAAACAUGCUGAAGGAAGUGAUGAUGGCAUUGAAAAAGAAACAAAGAAGAAGAAAAAGAAAAAGAAAGAUAAGGAUGACGACAGGUCAGAGAAGAAAACAAGAAAGAAGGACAGAUCUAGAAGUGAAAGAGAAAGUCACAAAGAUUCUGAUGGACAGAAGAAAGAAAAGAAAAAGAAGAAAAAGAAAGUGGAAGAAGACCAAGAUGAAUUUGAUGACGAUUUAGAGAAAUUUUUGGCAGACGAGAAAUCGGGCGGGAAAUACGAGUCUUUCUAAUCAAUUAUAUUGCAUUAAAGCAAAAUUUUUGUCUCAGUAUUUUAGCUGUACAGCGCCAUAUCAGCCUAUAUGCAAAUACCUGAAAUGGAUAAAGGAUGAAAGCGUGUGUUGUAAUGUAGUUGUCAUACCAGAGACUUGUAGGUAGUAAUGCACUGCAGAAUUAAGUUUCAUUAAAUUUGAUACUGUUCUGUACAAAACAUUUUUAAAUGGCAGUGGAAGGCCUGAAGUGGUUAUAAGCAUGACUAAACCUAUGUUUGCCCAAGGGCACAUACCGAGGGUGUAUCCCAAAUGCCAUUGUAGGUUUAGAAGUGUUAAUAAUCAUAUUAGUUGCUGAUUGUAUACCUUAACACAAUAUUGAGUACUUUAUUGUUUUUAAUCAUUUAAAAAAUAGACAGUAACAAAUUUGUAAAGGUGACAACACAGGGUAAAAUUUAGACGUACGUCUUCGGAGGUCCAAUAUCUAGUUACUUGCCCGCUACCGGUUUUUGCCCUGGGUUACAGGAGUCUUUCCCAUGCAGUUAUUUUACUGCUUAUAGUAAGGUAUAUAAUCGAGAUAUUCAAAAGAAUACCAAGCUGUGGAACUGUAAUGGACAUGUCUAAUUUAAUUUCAGCUGGAUAAUCUAGCAUGUAUAUCCUUUAUUGUACUGAACACUGAACAGUUUGAAAUAAUAUUCUUAUUAUACUUUGUUCUUAUUUAGUUAAAUAUGCUUAUUUAUUUUAUCUUGAUUGUGAUGACAGCUUUAACCCUUACCCUGCUAUAUUUCUAUAAUGGACUGGUCCAUCUUUCAAUUUGGACAGUACCAUUUAUUAUUAAAGGGGUUUUCACUGAAAAUUUACUGACUGAAUAGCGAACAGUGCAGACCAUGAUCAGACUGCACGGAUGUGCAGGCUGAUCUUGGUCUGCACUGGUCGCAAAGGCAGAAUCAUCUGCCGCCAGCAGGCUAAGGGUUAAACUUAUUUGAACCUUUUUCGAGUCCACUACCUAGAAAGGCCAGUACUUGUGUAUGAGAAGGCAUGAUUGCGACCCCAGUAGGGCUUUAACCCAUGACCCCUGGUUGAGUUUGGCCAACACCUUAACCACUGGACCCCAGCUGCCCCUGUAUGCUAUAUGAUUAUUUCUUGGAGAAAAAACAUACAACAAUUGCUGUGAUUGAAACUAGUGAAAAUGCAUGGAGAACACUAUAUUAUGCAUUGAUCAAAAUGGAAGUUCAGGCAUGCUUGGGCACUUGUAUCAAAGUUCAAGAUAUGCAGACCGUGAGGAUAAAUUUGAUGGAGGCAAUUGAGGAAGUACAUUGUUUCAUGGUUUUUAAAGUUACCUGAAUACAAGAGGCAUAUAUUUUAGUGCAUUUUGCCAAUAGCAAUUAGCAUGUGAUAGGUUUGGACAUGAAAUAACAUAUUCUGGUGCAUUGUUUUUGGAUUUUAAGGUUAUAAUCAUUCUUUUAGAAAGAGAAAAAAAUAAAGCAACUGAGGCGCACUAAUUGACCCAGCAGGUGACUCGGUUUCCUCAACAGUCACUGCUGCUGCAAAAUGAUAUUUUUCCUGUAUCCAAUAAUGGAAUUUAUUAUAUGGUCUCUUAAUGUAAAUGUGAAUAGUUGAUUUGUAGAGAAAAAAACGUAUAGAGUUGUAUACACAUGUUUACAUGUUAUAUUCUUUAUUGAAUUGUCUGACAUGACAUUCCAUCCAGUAUGAAAGGUUGAUUCUUAUAAGUGUAUUUUUUUGUCCGUGUAUACAUUUCAUUUUAAACAUUAUGCAUCGGAAUGAAACUUAGGAUAUGGUUCAUUAAAUUGUUUUCCAUGGUUCAUAAAUUGUAUUCCAUAUAAUUGUAUUCCAUGGGGUGAAACAUGAAACAUUUUACUAUAAAACAAUUCAAGCUUGCUUCACUUAAUUUUCAGGAACUGUAUAUUUUUAGCUGAAAGCAGUAUUGUAUUCAUUCAGCUCAUUAAUUUAUGGAUGUAACGAUUAAACGCCCAUUCAACAUUUAAUUUACAGUAGUUCUGCACGUUUUUUUCUACAGUUUAGAAUUUUAUUAAGCCCUGAUCUUUCAAAACUUCAGAAAGUACCUAGAAAACUUGGCAAGUUAAGGUUGCGUGCUCGAUUUUUUGGCUAGGAAGCCCGUGCCUGUUAAGAAAAAACUGGACAUCACAUUAUAAGGGCUAACUUAUUAAACAGCAACUUCUCUUAAGCCUGUUAGCUAACUUUCCAAAUUUACUUACUGUCUUAAACAGGCCCCUGCCUUAAGCAGCCAGAUUUUGUUCCUACCUUGACUGGCUGCUAAAUUUAAUGUGUCAUAGUAUUAAGAUCUAGCCAGAGGAUACUGGUUCAAAUACUGUUAAAAGUAUCAUCUAACUUCAGUAUAAGUAUUGGUCAUGUUGGUAGGAAACCUUGAAAACUGUUGCUAGUUUUAAAAUGUCCUAAACGUAGGAAGACAGUAGUAAUUUCACUUGUGUUAUCAUUAUAUUUUACUCAGAAUUGAUCAUUGACUCCCUGUUCAAAAUCUCUUAUAUUACAGCCAAAAUACUAAAUCAAUAUGAUACUUAAAUGAAACUUUAAGGUUAUGUAGUUUGAAGCAUCAUCUGGGACAUGUUGAUUUAAACUGACUUUAUCCUGCUGACGCCAAGUGAUUCUGCUUUUGCGACCAGUGCACACCAAGAUCCGUGCAGGCUCGUCUUGGUCUGCACUGUUCGCUUUUAGUUAGUAAAUUUUCAGUAAAAACCCCUUAGAAUAAUAAAAGGUACUGCCCAAAUUGAAUGAGUGACCAGUCUUAUUUGAAGUUAUUUCAGAAAUUUAGCAGGUUAAAAGUUAAUUUCCGAAUUUCUGUCCUAUGUACUUCUGAAGUUAUUAUAUGUUCAUUGUAAAAGUGCUUUGUUUAACCCAAGUGGAAAGUGGCAGGUACUUGAAAAUGCAGCUCUCUGAUUGGUCAGUCUGAAUUCUGAUGUCAUGUUAAAAUUAUGAAUUGUUGCUUUUCAUUGGUUAUGUUUUAUACUUCCAAAGAAUCUUCUAUAGAAUCUGUCAGAAAUAAAUGAAGUAUGAAAGUGUUUUAAGGAAUAUUUUAUUACUAUGACAUCAGUAGCUACAUGCCUUUUUGUUCCUAAAGGAUGACAUAUUUUUAUAUAUGUAAGUUUGUUUUUUUUGUGCAAUAUUGUAUCGCAGUGUAAAUGUGCUCUAUUGUGUUAUAAACAUAAUAAAAAAGUUGUUAAAUAGUU